GCGUCUAUUUGUUAAAUGUUCAAAAUAAAUAACAUGAACGGGCAUACAGCAACAAAAGCAAACAUAUUAUGUGUAACAAGCGAACAGGUGGAUCUCCUCAGCAGCAAAUGGGCGCAAAUGUUUGACGCCAAUUACAGCCAGGAGCUGAUGCUGAGACUGGAGGAAAGAGUGGAAAAUUUUUUCAAGGAUUUGUCAGAAGAGUCCGACGAGAAGCUGCACUUACUUAAUGAGGACAUAAUUGAUUUGCAGAGAGAGGCAGCAUAUGUUGGACGUCUGCUGCAUAAGAGUAUAGAUGUGGGCGAGCGUCCACAUGACAUGCCUUUACGGGUGUGGCAGCAAAAACUGGACGAGAGUAUUGAAGAGCUACGUGAGGAAUUGCAUUUGCGUCGCAUGGAGAUAUGCGAGCUGUUACAGGAACAAAAGGUUCUGUGUGAUGAGCUUGGCCAAACGCCACUUACUUUGCUGGAGGAUCCGUUACCCGAUCCGCAGGAGAUGACCGCUUUUCGUAUAAAUCUGGAGCGUCUACAGGUUGAACAUAAGUGCCGCAUGGAAAGGCUGUUCCAACUGCGUACUGAAAUUAAGCGAGAUAUGAAGCAGCUAGAGUUGACGCCACAAACAGUCGAGGAGGAGCUAUUGCUUAACCAGGCCAAUCCGAACUUGUCGCCUUUAAAACUGAAAAAACUGUCACUAUUGCACAGUGAUUACGCUGAUCGUGUCACCGAGCUCUGUGAACGCAUUGAUGGCAUGCGCCAGCAGAUUAAGGUGCUCUGGCAGCGCCUGCCUCAGUCUGACGAGGCUAUUAAACGGCGUGUGCUUGAUGCUGAAGCUUAUACACAGCAUACUUACAAUAUACUUGAUGAAGAGCUGCAGCGCUGUAGGCAGCUGCGUCGACAGAAGCUUAAAACGUAUAUCGAACAGCUGCGUGUGGAGAUUAGGCACUGGUGGGAUUUGAACCUAAAGUCGGAGCAGGAGCGUAAACGUUUUGUAAAUAUGCACAAUGAGCUUUACAAUGAGGAUUUGUUGGAGCUACAUGAGCUCGAACUGGAGGAUCUUAAGAGUAACUAUAACGUCAAUAAACAAAUCUUCGAGCUUUAUGCAGAGCGCUUAGAGUUGUGGAAGCGUAUGCAAAGCAUGACGGAAAAAUCUAAUGAUCCCAAUCGUUUUACUAAUCGUGGCGGCAAACUGCUGAGGGAGGAGCGGGAACGCAAGGCCUUGGCCAGCAAACUGCCCAAGAUCGAGCAGCAGAUCACGCAGCUAGUUGCAGACUAUGAGAAACGAUAUAUUUCCAAAUUUCUGGUGGACGGUGAGAACAUACUGGAAGCAAUGGCUAAGGAUUGGGAAAAGCUUCGUCAGGCGAAGCAGCAGCAGAGUUCGGCUCGUAAACAGGCGGUCAAACUGAUGCCACUACGCACGCCCUUAAAGAAUACAUCAUCAACAGUGAACUUGCAUAAAACUCCGUCCAAUCGAAAGCAUGAAUUGGUUUCCAAAACGACUGGCAAUUUGAAUAAAAGAAAGCUGCCUAAUGCUGUUCAAACUGAGAAGGCUCACACACCCAACGUCAAACGUAAUCUAAUCAAAACACUGAACACCAUGAAUGUCCGAAAGCCGCCGCUAAAGCGUGUCUAUGUGCUGGACCACAUUGUGCGUCGAAGCUCAGGCCUAGGUAGACGUAGUCUUGGCAGAAAAUCGUUAGAGAAGUCGCGGAAGCCGACUCCAAGAUAUGGGUAUGAAACGGAUAGUGCCACAGAGUUAGAUGACGAAAAUGUUGCCUAUAAAACAUUCCAGCAGUCCAUUGACUCUACAUCACGCUCGUCAGUGCUUAUGCCUUAAAAGCAUUUGCGGAUCAAAUCAAACGGCCUUAACUUGAACUUAAAAAGUAUUA
Drosophila busckii is the source of this 1882-nucleotide messenger RNA. Its product is annotated as protein regulator of cytokinesis 1-like. The transcript has a single exon. The record is from RefSeq and is a predicted model, not a curated record. Gene Ontology annotation, molecular function: microtubule binding. Bases 16 to 1830 code for a protein of 604 amino acids. Lineage: Eukaryota; Metazoa; Arthropoda; Insecta; Diptera; Drosophilidae. Gene Ontology annotation, biological process: microtubule cytoskeleton organization; mitotic spindle midzone assembly. Gene Ontology annotation, cellular component: spindle; cytoplasm; mitotic spindle midzone.